AUGUCGAGGCGUCAUGUUCAAUUUAAUGUCAAUGAACUUGCUCAAGUUGCAGCAAGGCCAGUCGGCGCGAACUGCUGGACAAAUAUCAAGAGGUGUGCCGAUGGCAUGUUCAACAAAGCAUAUAUCUUUACACUUGACGAUGGCAGGCAGGUAGUUGGCAAAGUUCCUAAUUCAAAUACCAGAGUACCUCACUCUACUGCUACUAGGGAAGUAGCAACUAUUGACUUUUGUAUGCGUGAAACUCUCAAACCAAUAUUGAUAAUACUGUUCGAGCCGAGUAUCUCAUUAUGGAAAAAUUUGAUGGAAUCAAACUCGGACUUAUUUGGCCCUCAAAGACACCAUAUAUUUGGGAGCCUCUACUAUAUAGAUGAUGUGGAUGGACCAUUUGAGCAGCCCCUCUGCGUUGAACAGCCGAGAAAUUCGCAAUCGAGCGAACUCACUCUGAUGAAGAACGGAAAUUUCUCGAGUAAAUUUGGCCGUUUGAUGAUUGAGGGCGAAGGGUAUGCGAUGGGCCACGCGAGUAGGGCGAUGGAUUCCAAGCUCCGCUGCAUUACCCAUCCACACAAUCAUCCUUGUCAUGUGAAAGGCAUGAUUUGGGACAUUCUUGACAGUGGUCCAGUCCAAGGUGGUUAA
Coccidioides immitis RS is the source of this 633-nucleotide messenger RNA. RefSeq lists its product as uncharacterized. The coding region runs from base 1 to 633 and encodes 210 amino acids. The transcript has 7 exons. The record is from RefSeq and is a predicted model, not a curated record. Lineage: Eukaryota; Fungi; Ascomycota; Eurotiomycetes; Onygenales; Onygenaceae.